UACUUUACCACUUUACCAUUUAACAUUAUACGGGUUACGGUUACGGGUUUUUAAUUUUAAAUCCUUGUCGGUCUUCUUGUCGAGUUAACGUGGUGUGGUCAAUGGUGUAGGUUGCAUGGUUUACAAGACAGGUGUUCGUGAAUGAAACCCCAAGUGAUAAUGCGUUAAAUAGCUAAAGUGAAUAUGGUUUUUGUGAAUUUGUAUUUGUUUAAUAACUUUGGAUCAGUUGUGUCAACAAUCUCAAUUUCUAAACUCAGUCCAGUUACAAAAUAUUCAACAAAUUUUUCUUGACGGUAUUUAAUAUGAAAAGAUUGAAAAAUAACUCAUCGAUUGUCAAUUGUCGCUUGGACAUUCGGUUUUGUUGUUCAAAACAACAAAAUCAUUGAAAAGAAUCGGACGAGUCCAGCACGUCCGAUGGGGCAAUGUAUGUCUCGUAAGGCCGCAGGGGCCUUUGCAGCAUCGGCAGCGGUGUCCCAAAAUCGGCCGACAAAAAUUCAGAAACAUCAGAAAUUUCAGAGUCCUGACGACGACAACAAGCCUCGCUCAUUGCUGAUAACGCAGGACAGCAAUAAGCAGCACCAACAGCGUUUCGUUCAAACCACAACCAACGUCGGGACGGCAGCUACCACCAAGGGCGUCGCAAUGUCUUUCGGCUUCAAGCGUCGACAAACUGCACCAUCUAUCGCAGCAAAUGCUACCGCUGCACGAAGGCUGGCAAAUAACCAAGGUUCCAUUGAUGGAACCACUACCACCGAGAGUAUUGAUAGGAAUGGUAACGAUUCUAGGGAUACGGACGCUUUAACGUCAAAUGCGGCACCCACUGGGAGAUCCACUCCAAGGUUGCUGCCGCCUAAGAAGGAGGCUAACGCCACAAAGGUGUCCAGAUUUGGUUUUAGGCAUACUCAGACCUCUAGGUUGAACAAAGUUGCAGACGUGAAUAAUGCUGGCGACAUAACAAAUCAAAACAAGAACAAUAAUUUUGUAAAGAAGCCGAUCGCGUUAGCUAGAACGGUUGUACCUACGGACAAUAACAACAGAAACAGAAUGUACAGAGUAGAUCCACCGCCACCACAGAUUGGCAAAUUCACCCUACAAUCAACACAGUUACCUAGACCCGAACCAAUCAGAGUCAUAGAAACAAAGUCAGCUAAAACGGUGGCGAACAACAAUAGAAGAGUAGCCGGAAUGUAUCAACAGCAUCCAGAAGAAACUUCUUCCAAAGAUGGGUCUCUUACUGAAGAUUCGGGAGUGGGAAGCCAUUUUAGUAGUUAUGUAGGAGAAACCGAUGUAGUACUUAGAGGAUAUGACCAUUUAGACUCAUCACCGACGUUUGGAGCCCGACGAAGAAAAAACAGCCAUCAUAAACCUCGAAAUUUAGAAGUAGUAGUUACCGGUACUAACACGUUCGAUGUCAGAGACUUGGAAGACUCGAAUGACAGCUGUGACAGUGUUUCAGCUCCGCCAUUGCCGCAGUUACCCAGCGCCUUCCAUUCCACACCUGAACAUAAGAAUAAUUCAUAUCACCCAUCUGGUUUAGUUAGAGACCGUACAGUAGAAUACCAACGCAAUCUUGAUAGAAACAAUCGCCUAAGGAAGAUAUCAAAAACGUCGUCGGAAGGAUUCAGCGACGAUUAUGGAGAGGAAGAAAAGACUUACAGAGAUCUGUUUAGAAGCGAGAAAACCUUCAUCAGACCAUCGGGUCCUCAACCGAACUUUUUCAAAUCGAGGACAACUCAGCUCAGAGAUGAUUCCAGUCCGCCUAGUUCCGACGAGCAAGAAUGGUUACACGGUGGAGAAGCCAUGGCAGACGACGUCAGUUUUUCGCUUAGUUCUAGCGAUGAAAGUAAAGAUAAGAAUCAUGAAGUCGCGCCUGUACAAAUGCCAAUCUCUGCAACGGUUAUAAACGCGAGCUUGCACAGUCUAAUGAAUAGUUCCUUAUCCAAAGCCUUUGCCACGAGCACUAAGAACGUGAUGUUGACCAUUGAGGAUCCAAAAUUUGCCGCUGUUGCCAGCAAUACAGGAACUCUUUUGGAUGACGAAACAUUGCUUUCUCCCGUUGAUAGUGUAAUGAGUUUUUCUGAGUCAGAAGAACUCCGGCGGAAAUUAAACCGAAGUUCAUCUAACUCAAAGGAUAUUAACGAAAAGUUGACACCACCUAGUCCUGGCACUCCUACAAAUGCAUCAAAUUCUUUAUCUAUCUCAGAUGACAAUGAUAAUUUGAAUAAUAGUGGAAAAGAUGAUUUCCUCAUAGACGAUGAAAUAGCAGACCAACCCGCUCUGAUGUUUGAAGAUCGAACUCAUCCACUAAAUAAUGAUAUUAGUUCGGAAACUCUAAUGGAUUCUACUCCAAAGUCUAGACGAAGAAUACCGUCAGGAGUGGAAAAUAGCCCGCUAAGUACCAAAAACAAAAAGUUUUCCAUUAACAGAACUGGAUCUCUAGACACACUGAGUCCGUGUGAGAGUAUCGCCAGUGAUGAUCUGAUGAUGGAUUUCGGGUAUAGCCAGAGUAGUGGAUUGGAUGAUUGUGAAACACAUAGCAGUGGAUAUCCAUCUUUAAAUGAAACUCUUACACCACAAAGACAGGAAACGUCAGACAUUUACAAGGAGCUGAGGGAGUGGAAUUCAGAGAAUCAUACGCCACACAGAGGAACAGAAAAGCACAAGAAAAGCACCACUGCUUCGAGAACUCGCCUACUAUCAUCGCGGGUCAGCACUCCCAACUCCACCGUAGACUCUCCGAAGACUUUAGGACGCGUUUCACGUCCUUCGGCAACCAGCAGUCCAGUCCGUUAUAACAGAGUCGCCAAUCUUUCGUCUGCAUGUGGCUACGAUUCGGAUGACAGUAUCCGUCUCGAUCGCGCCAGUCAUACGGCCGUCAAGCAGGACAUCGUAGGAAUCAAGACUAUGUUGUUAAAGCUUAGACGAGUUCUUAAUGAGACAGUAGAAGAGGAAUUGUUGAGGUCAGAAACUCACAACCCAUUUGAAAGUCAGCACUUGACGAAUGGGAUCUUCAACAGUCUGUGUCCCGACAAUGACGUGAGCGAUGACGGCAGCGGCCAAAACGAAGCGAAAGUGAUAUCAGAACUGGCUGAGCUACGGAGGCAAGUGCUAUUCCUGCAAGGCCAACUGGAGGAUAGGGAGAAGACGGUGCAAAAUCUUCAAGAACAGAUGGUACGGCUCGCAGAAGACAACUACCACGCCAAUUCCGCACCAGCUUCCACCACGUGCGAAAGUUCCACGUGUAACGCAGCUACACAAACAGAAAGGAUGCGACCAAUCUCCGCAGGCCCCUCCCUUCUAGGUGGAUCACCAGUUGAUGGUAGUGCAGGUUCUCUAGUCAGUGUGACUGAAUUUCUAUCUCCAACAUCGCCCAGGACCGCAAGGAAGUCGCGCCCUCCAUCAGUAACGCCACCAGGGACGAGUGACUCGACGCCCUCGAAGAAGAUUCCUUCGAGGUUGUGGAGGCAACCAGGGGAGCCGCCCUCCCCUCAACGUUACGCCUUUAUUUCUAGUUCUACUUCUUCUAUCCCAAGGCGGGCCCAUAGUCGUACUAGAACGCCUGCUUCCACAUCGUGAUAUUCUUUCUUGAAUUUUUUUUUUCAAUUUUUAGAUUCGAUUUUUAGGUGUAUUGUGGAAAGUGGUAACGAUGUAGUACUUUGAAGAUAUGAACCAAAUGAUUAAGUCUACAAAUAAUUUAUGACUGAGGCAGUUAGAAAAAGGCCUUUCAUGUAGUUAAACAAUCAGACCAAUAUAUUAGAUUCAAUGGAUAUAAUAAUUUAGUUGCAACGUCGCAAUAAAAAAUAUAAUUAAUAGCAAAAGAAUUAUUGUGCAAAUUAUUUUGUAGAAAUAUAACAAAUAUAUACAGGGAGUAGUAUUAAAUAACGAGACUGACGUUGUAAAGCAUUUUACUUUGAUCCCAUAUUAUCCUCUUCAAUAUUUACCCCUAUCCUAUCCUAUAACGUUUGUUGCAAAUCUUCCAUUAUUCGAAAUAGUGAGGGAGGUAGUUCUUUAAAAGCGUGUGCCGUUUUCUCUUUCAUAGCUUCAAAUCUUGUUCUAUUGUGCAGAUUUUACCUUGGAAAACAACAAAUAAAAAUUGCACAGCGCAAGAUCCAACGAAUAAACCAUCUGUUUCAAUUAUGGAAUUCUAUACUGAUCUAGAAACUUCGUGACAGAGAAUUCAAAAUUUGCUCACCUUUUCGCGUGUUUAAAUUAUUAUAUAAAAUAAUUUUAUCAAUUGAUACAAUUUGUAACGGCUAGAUACAAAUUGGUAACUUGUAUUUAUUCAUUUAAUGUUCCAUUUUAGCUCGGGCUUUGUGGCGGGUAGUUCUUUUAGGACAAGAUACUCAGUAAAACACAGGUUACAAUAAAAUAAAUAUAUAAAGGAUAUUUAUAUACAGCUCAAAAUUAAAAAUAACAAAAUAAAAUAUCAUUCUAUUUUCGCCCCGUUCCCGAACAAGCUCCCUAAAUAAAAUUGUAUUUAUAACUAUCAUCAGAAAUAUAAUAACAACACAGUUUAUAUAAUAGCAAUCGCGCUAUAAGGAAUCAAUCUAUCUUCAUAAUUAGACACUCAGACUCGUAGUCUCCAAUCAAACAUCGACACACAGUUACCCAUCAGCCAGCUCUGGGCAGAGGUGGCGGCUACCGCUCACUGCGGUUACAGCUCCGACGGAACGCCUCCUCACUACAGAGCGUGUCCACCUCGGCAGGUUCCAAUUCACUUCAUUGCAUAUCUGCCGUUUGAGUUCUUCCCGGUUCAGUACGCCGCGAGUAACUGAUUUCAUGGUUCUCCUUGCUCGUCUUAAAUACACUCUCGGUAGCCAUCACUCCUUGGUUUCGCCGAUAUGGAAACGCGUUCGAUCCUCUGCUAUUGAUCUGCCGAACGCCGGGCAGCAGGCGUCAUAUCGCUACAAUAUUGUUAUCCGUUUUUGGCGUGGAAGGACGACGGUAGGACAAAGAGCGACGUUGCAGCGUCAGUUAUUUAAUAUUGACAUCUCAUAAAUAUAUUUUCUUACUUGGAAACAUUUUUUUAGUUCAGUGUAUUGAAAAUAUGUUCUCUGUGCUCCCAACAACAAUAUACAUAUAGUAGGUAUUUAUAUUACAUACUAGACCGAUGCCGCUGGCAAUACGUAGAACAUUGCCGUCAAUAUUUUCAUUGCCAAAAAAAGGGUUUCAAUAGAACUAAAACAAAAUCUUCAAAAAUCAUUCUAAAGAGUACUGCAUUCUUACUAUUUAAAAAUAUAUAAAGUACUCAUGGGAAUAUAUUAUUUAUCUAGUAUUGAAUAAUUAUAUUUUUGUUGCUAUUUCAAUGUUUUUCAUAUUAGUCUAUACAAAAAUUAUUUAUAACAUGAUAUGAAAAUGGAAAAAACAUAGAAGACAAAGGGUAAAAAGAAUACUCGACUGUCUAUUCUCCACAACUAUUUAUAUUGAAAGGUCAAUGAGUAGAGAUACAAUAAAAUUAAUACAAUCAUCAAGCUUGAAGCGUACGAAAUAAUCGACUUUUUUAAUAACAUUUUUUUAAUGAAUAAGAGAUUGUUCUUUUACGUAUUUUUUAGUCAUAUACUGGAAAUCGUUGGGAAAAAGGCUAUGCAGUGAUUUGUUAAGUUUAGUCUACUGUUUAACUUCUUAUAUUAAAUGAUUUUUGUUUCUGUGGAACUUACUUACUAUAUUGUUAAUCAGUAACUUCAUAUUCAAUAAUGAUCGUUUCUACGGAAUAUAUAUUUUUUAUCAUCUCUCCUGUAAUCUGUUUUUGCUUCAUCUCUUUCCUAGAAUUUUCCUUCUGUAGGAAUAAAAACUGCCGAACUUUGCAUAUUGAAAUAAUCUUUCGUUUCUAUGAAAUGUCCUUUUGAGGCCUCUCCCACCAUUUAAUUUUUCGUUUUGCUCAUCCACUGACUUCAUCCUUCCACCUUCGCCGUGGCCUUCCUUUUGGUAUUGCGCCCUGCAUAUCUAGGGCUCUUUUUGACAAUCUUUCGGUCUACAUUCUCAUGACCAGCCCAUCGACAUCCCUUAAGUUUAACGAAUUCUGAGAUCGGUGUCUCUUUGAACAGUUGAACAGUUGGUAGAGUUCAUGGUUGUAGCUGGAUCUCCAUAAUCCAUUUUCGGUAAUGGAUCCUUUCUUAGGACUUUUCUUUCAAAGACUUACAGCUUAAUUUUUGUAUUUUCUGUCAUCACCCAUGUCUCGCAUCCAGAACGUACUAUUUAUUGGUCCGGUAAUAGUUUAGUAGACUUUGAUUUUCGAUCUCCAAUAUGUGUUUUUAGAGCAGGACACACUAGAGAGAGAAAAUUAUUAUUCUCUCCUACCAUGGUUUAAUUCUUGUUCUUUUGUUAUGAACUACGGUAUUAACUCCUCAUACUGGAUAAUUAUCGUUUCUGCGAAAAAUAUCUUCUUUCAUUUUCUCUUUUGCUAUAUAUUUUUACUCUAACUCUCUUAUUAGAGCUUUCCCAUAUUUAUAGGAGCUAACCACUCAAUAUCUCUUCGUAUUAAAUGAAUCUCAUAUCUGUGAAAUAUAUGUUCUUCCAGAUCUUUUGAUGUCAUUUAUCGUUCUUCUAGUUUACUCACACAAAGGUAACUUUUCACAUCCUUGUAACUUUCACUAUGUAAAUUUUUAUUAAACUAUUACUACUUAUUCUACUACUACUAUUUUUUCAUAAAUCAGUUUCGUAUCUCUGAAGUGUAUAUCGCGACCUAAAAAAGUCAAACUAGUUGGCCAUGUUGUAUGCAAUCAGAAGCUAUUUCCGAAUCGACAUGCAUGGUAAUGUACAAAUACGUCUUUUCAUAGAUAAUAAUACACCAUUGACAAAAAUUUGGCUUACAGUCAAAUGGUUUAAGUUUUUCCUGGAAAUAUUUCGUUACACAAUGUUUUUGUUCCUCCCAUGAGUAUGUAUUAACAUUCCAAAAUAUUUUUAUAGAUAAUUGUAAAAGGUAUAUAAAUACUUAAUACUUUUUGACUGUGAUUUAUUUUACUUUUUUGUGUGGAUAUUUUUGAUUUUUUAUUUAGUUAAAAUUCAAAAAUAUUCGGUGUACCCAAUAGUAUAAGUCAAAAAAUAUUGUUCCGUUAGUAUCAUGUGUACCGAGGAGGUCUUAAGAUGUAUUCAGUUGAAAGACGCUUAAGCCUCGGUUUCCUCGAAAGCGGCACCGACAAACUGAGAACGUAACACUGCGAUGAAUGACGUCAUAGAAAACUGUACCAUGCAAAAUAAUAGCGGUGGUUUCCAAGGAUGCGUUGGAAGCCACCGCUUGCUGAGUUUGCACAUUCCAUUGGCGCAGUGAAGAACCUUAAAUUUUUCACCGUAAUCUGACGUAAUUCAUCGAAGUGUUACUGUCACAGUUUGUCGGUGCCGCUUUCGAGGAAACCCAGGCUUUAGUUACAGAGAUGCAGUGCACAACAUAGCUUUUAUGAUUUUUUAAAAUUUUUUUGUCAUAUAGUAUUUUCAAUUGUAUUAACAUAAAUAUAUUCAGUGGCAUUAGAAGUGUUACACCCAGAAGACAUAAUUUCUUGAACUUAAUUUUUUGGCGAUAUGAGUGGCAAAGACGUAUAAAGCACAGCCACCCUUGAAAAGGGAUAAACUAAGGAAGAAAAAUGAUGCAUUUUUUUGGUUCUUCAAGCAUAGUAUGCUGUUUAUUAUUAUAACAACUUAUUCACUUAAGAUGGCAGUAGGUAUCUAAACAUUUUUUACCUGUAAUAAAUGGCAACAUACGUAAAACGCUCCUGUGAUAUUUCGUCAUAAAAAGUACACAAGUUUUAAACAAAAAAAAAAAACAACCGAAAUUAAAAUGUAUAACAUUUUUAGCUGUGAAUGUAUAAUAGUAAAAGAUCUGAAAAAUGAUAAUUACUUGGUCAUUAAUAGGCGUUGAUUACCAUGACAAAAAAUUGCAUUUCCGUGUAUUGUUUAUUAAAAAAUGUCUUAAAAAUUAUUUUCCUCGUGGAAAUAUAAGGAACCGAAUACAUCUUUCGACCUCCGUAACAUAUAAGUCAACUAAAACGUACAAUGUUAACUAAAGUGGUUAUUUUUGUUUAUAUUUAUUAAAAUAAUUGUGCAAUAUGUUAUUGUUGCUCCUAAUCGAGUAUUACUAGCGUUAAUUAGAUUGUAUUUAUUAUUUAUUAAAUAAAAAUAUAGACAAGAA
Diabrotica virgifera virgifera (western corn rootworm) is the source of this 8122-nucleotide messenger RNA. RefSeq lists its product as uncharacterized. The transcript is spliced from 18 exons. The record is from RefSeq and is a predicted model, not a curated record. Lineage: Eukaryota; Metazoa; Arthropoda; Insecta; Coleoptera; Chrysomelidae. The coding region runs from base 415 to 3576 and encodes 1053 amino acids.